AUGACACGCCUCGCUGGCCUUCUGGCGGCGUCACUCCUUAUCCACAGCUCAUCAGCAGCAUACACGUUAGUCCGCGACUACGACCCGAAAGAUUUCUUCAACAAUUUUGGAUUCUACGACGGUGAAGACCCUACUCAUGGUACCGUCGCCUACCAGUCACGCCAGGGUGCCUUGGCCAAGAACCUUAUCAGCACCACCGACUCCACCGUCAGGAUUGGCGUUGACACCACCAACAAGGUAGAUGACGGACGUCCAUCAGUCCGCAUCUUCAGCAACGACACGUACAACCAAGGAAUCCUGCUCGUCGACGUCAUCCACAUGCCCUCCGGCUGCGGCACCUGGCCCGCAUUGUGGAUGCUGGGUGACGGCGACUGGCCGGCCAACGGCGAGAUCGACCUCAUGGAGGGUGCUAAUGACCAGCCAGUCAAUUACAUGACCCUCCAUACCGACAGCGCCAAAGAUAAAGGGUGCUCUAUUGACGCCGUUCCUGCUUCAGGGGAUGAUGGAUCUGGCGCUCUGGCUUAUUCUAAAACAGACUACACCGGUUCUGUUUUCUCCAGUAACUGCGCCUACAACGCAGAUACGGGCGACAACACCGGCUGCCAGAUCCGAGCUCCUUCCGGCAGCAGCGCCGUCUAUGCGGGUGCCGGUGGCAAGACGACCAAUGCCAACGUUCCCACUUUCGGCCAGUCUUUGAACAGCGCAGGUGGCGGCACCCUUGCCAUGCAUUGGACCAACGACGGCAUCAAGGUUUGGUUCUUCGGUCGCGCCCAGGCCAAGCCCGACGAAAUCGCGACUGCUAUCAACUUGUCUCAAACCCCGCCCACUCUGGCCCCGAGCAACGACGCCUGGGGCCAGCCGCUGGCUCACUUCUCUGGCCCCAACUGCGACUGGUCGCAGCGCUUCAAAGACAUGCGCAUUGUCGUCAACACCGAUCUGUGCGGCGACUGGGGCGCUGGCAUGUGGGCGAGUGGCUCGUGUCCGACGUCCACUGGCUACGACAGUUGCGAAAGCUACGUCAGAGAGAACCCGCAAGCUUUCACCGAGGCUUACUGGGAAUUCGGCGCCUUCCGUUGGUUCGAAUGGCGGGAUCCGGCGCCACCGGCGCCUACCACCACUAGCACCAGCUCCUCCUCCACCACCAGUGAGACGGUGGUUACGAUCAAGACCACCAAGACGGAGACAUUCCAGGCGACGACCAGCAGCAGCAGCAGCAGCAGCAGCAGCACUACCUCCAGCGUCGCGCCCGCUGCUCCCACCGUCAUUUACUCCAUCGUCCCCGCAUCUUCAACCACUUCGCGCCCGUUCACGUAUGCACCGGAGACCGAAGCUGCGACCUCGUCGACCGCAGAUGCUACGACAUCGACUACCAGCUCCACCGCGACGAGCGCAUGGCCCGCUAAUGAAUCGGCCAAAGGAGAUGCCCAGUACAUGAUCAACGGCAAGCUGCCUCUCGGCGGCGCAGGGGCCGUGACUGUGCCGUGGGCGAUGUUGAUGGCCGGUGGGGCGGCAUUCUUGACCGCAAUCCUGCUAUGA
Molecule: messenger RNA, 1536 nt
Organism: Lasiodiplodia theobromae
Lineage: Eukaryota; Fungi; Ascomycota; Dothideomycetes; Botryosphaeriales; Botryosphaeriaceae
Product: Glycoside hydrolase family 16 protein
Exons: 1
Coding region: 1-1536 (511 amino acids)
Biological process (GO): glucan catabolic process
Molecular function (GO): hydrolase activity, hydrolyzing O-glycosyl compounds
Source: RefSeq, a predicted model, not a curated record